This is a messenger RNA of Brassica napus (rape), 1086 nucleotides long. RefSeq names its product fasciclin-like arabinogalactan protein 1. Bases 1 to 1086 code for a protein of 361 amino acids. The record is from RefSeq and is a predicted model, not a curated record. NCBI's taxonomy places the organism in Eukaryota, Viridiplantae, Streptophyta, Magnoliopsida, Brassicales, Brassicaceae. Gene Ontology annotation, cellular component: plasma membrane. The transcript has 2 exons. Gene Ontology annotation, biological process: shoot system development; root development.
AUGUCCGCCUUAACCUCCAAAGGCUACACCAUCUCCACUCUCAAAAACAUCCUCUCCCUCCACGUCCUCCUCGAUUACUUCGGCGCCAAGAAACUCCACCAGAUCGGCGGCGGCUCAGCUCUCGCCGCCACUCUCUUCCAAGCCACCGGAGCUGCUCCCGGAACCACAGGAUUCGUCAGUAUAACGAUGCUGAGAGGCGGCAAGGUCGGCUUCCGUCCCGACGGCGGAGAUAUGUCUUCCUUCUUCGUCAAGUCAAUCAAAGAAGUUCCGUACAACAUCUCCGUUAUACAGAUCAGUAGAAUAUUGCCGUCGGAUAUUGCUGCGCCGGCUCCGACUACGGCUCCGGCGGAGAUGAACAUCACGGGGAUCAUGUCGGCUAAUGGCUGUAAAGUGUUCGCCGAGACUCUUCUGUCGGAGCUUCAAAAACCUAUCAGGUGCUUACUAAACCCUAAUCAAGAGAGUGUAGAAGGAGGCAUGACAGUGUUCUGUCCAGGAGAUGACGCAAUGAAAGGAUUCUUGCCCAAAUACAAGAACUUGACUGCUCCAAAGAAAGAAGCUUUCCUCAGUUUCCUCGCUGUCCCGACCUAUUACUCAAUGGCCAUGCUCAAAUCCAACAAUGGUCCGAUGAACACACUUGCCACAGAUGGAGCCAACAAGUUUGAGCUCACUGUACAGAACGAUGGAGAGAAAGUUACUCUCACGACAAGGAUCAACACUGUCCAGAUUGUUAACACUCUGAUCGACGAGCAGCCAUUGGCUAUCUAUGCGACAGAUAAGGUUUUAUUGCCUAAAGAGCUGUUUAAGGCUUUGGCCGUUGAAGCUCCGGCUCCUGCCCCGGCACCAGAGGAUGGCGAUGUUGCGGAUGCUCCUAUACCGGCUAAAGGGAAAGCCAAAGGGAAGAAGAAGAAGGCUGCACCGUUGCCUGAUGAUUCUUUUGGUGAGUCCCAUUCACCUGCGGAAGGGCCUGAUGGAGAUGCGGAUGAUGAGAGUGCUGAUGAAGCCAGUGCGGUUAGGAUCGUGGGGGGAGCUAAGGCUGGUUUUGUGGUUGGCUUGCUCUGCAUGUUUGCUUCUUCUUGGCUUAUAUAG